AUGAGACAAUAUGCUGCGGCUAGAGAGAACGGCCACCCGCCUAGCGAUUUGGUUAUUACGGGCGGGUUUGCACGAAACAGCUGGGCCAUAACGUAUCUUGAGUCGGAGGUGCAGAAAUCAAUGCCUGGAAUCAAAUGUACCACCGAAGUUGUGGUUGAGACCGUGGCUCAAGGAGCCCUCAGAUAUGCGCGAAACCCAUUGAAGGAAACAACCACGGCUCGUGUUGAUGUGGGUCUGUCUUACUUGGAAGACCGCACCCCUUCGGGGAGGCCCUUGGGAGGAGACCGCGUGGAAGAUGCCAUUGGCUGGGUCAUCUUGAAGGGUGAAGCCGCUGGAACCGAGAGUCGCGUGGUAUUGAUUAAAACUGUCUUUCGGGACAAGCAAGAGCGAUCCAAUAAAUUUAUCUCGUCUAAGGUCUGGACAACGACAGAUCGGUUUGAUCAAAAGAAGAUUCAGCCCAACAGCUGGAACGACUGGGACUGUCCAAUCACGUAUCCAAUUAUUGGAUUACGAUCGGAUUUAAACUGCAUCGGCAUCAUCGAGGCCAAGAUUCCACAAGACACAUUAUUUCCCGCCGGCAGCAAGCAUGCUCAGGUGGAGGCGCGAUUUCUUUUCACCGUUAGACCUAAGGACCAACUUCUCGAAGCGACAGUAUUCCUCAUGCGCGACAACUACACCCCAUUGUUGCUUGAAAAGUCCUAUGUGUCCGCCCCCGCCUGGGUCCCUCAAUCAGAAUUUGACGUCGACGGAGAUCGCCAUGAUAGUCGCCAAUCACCAUUUCUCACAAGUGAGCCCUUGACAAUCUCGGCAACAGGCAAGGUGCAAAAACGAAGAAAACGUGCGCCGAAAGGAGAGUCCACGGACUCAGUACUACCGCCUCGGUCUAGCAUUGAAGAGAUACCAUUGCCUCGGAGUCGAAGAAAAAUUCGACGUCUUGGGCCUCUAAAGCCACGCCGAUCAUUGUCAUUGUAA
Molecule: messenger RNA, 972 nt
Organism: Penicillium nucicola
Lineage: Eukaryota; Fungi; Ascomycota; Eurotiomycetes; Eurotiales; Aspergillaceae
Exons: 3
Coding region: 1-972 (323 amino acids)
Source: RefSeq, a predicted model, not a curated record